GGAUCUAAAGUCUGAACUGCUUCGUAAGGAGCAACUUGUAUGUAGUUCACAACUUUACCUCCCACUGGGUGGAGUGUAGCCUUUAAGAGAAGUUGGAAUGCAGUUGUUUUUUGAAGUUUACAGACGCCUCUACACACUGUGGACUGAUUCUGUUGAAAGGGAGGGACCAGACUGUAUUUCUAGAAACUGUUAGAGCUGCUGUCUGUGUGGAAUAACAGCUUUAAGGAAAAAGGGAAGGUUGGGAUCCUUUUAGAACACUAUCAUGGGUGAAGACGCAGUACAGGCAGAGAAAAGCAGCAAUGAUGCUGAGAAAAAUUCUGUGCCAGAGACACAGGAAUUGGUGGUUCCAAGUCCAAGUCCAGUCCAGCCUCCAGUUCCAAAUCAAGUCUCCAAUAAUUCAAAGCUCGAGGGGACACAAGUACAUUCAAUCACAAUUUUAACCCUCCUGGACAAAUUGGUGAGCAUGCUGGAUUCUGUGCAGGAGAAGCAGCAGAAGAUGGAACAGUAUCAGGUGGACAUGGAGAGCUCAGUGAAAGGUAUCGAGAAUGACAUUACCAAGCUCUCCAAGGCCCACAACUCUACCAGCAACACGGUUACAAAGCUUCUGGAAAAAUCACUUAAGGUGAGCGUCAACAUGAAAGAGGUACGACAGCAUAUGGAAAAACAAGCUUCACAGGUCAAAAAGCUGGAAGACAACCAUAACUAUAUGAUGAACAGGAACAACUUUAAAGUUCUGAUCUUCCAGGAUCAAAAUGAAAUUCCGUCAACUGUGUUUACAAAGCCUCCCACACCAGUCCCUAGCAUCAAGGAAGGAGAAGAAGGACAGCAGGGUAGAGAGAAUAUGUUCCGUGAGGAGACCUUGCAAACUGUGGACCUAUCAUCAGAUGAAGAGGUGCUGCAUGAUGACGAUGAGCUUGAAGAACCAUUUGCUGAAGAAAAAAUGGAAAAAUCAAGGGCUGAGAAGAUUAAAAGUUCAAGUCUUAAGAAAGUGGAUAGCAUCAAAAAAGCUUUCUCCCGUCAGAAUAUUGAAAAGAAGAUGAAUAAGAUAAGUACAAAGAUUGUUUCUCCAGAACGACGAGAAAAGAUUAAGAAAUCAUUAACUCCUAGCCAUCAGAAAACUUCCUCAACUAAGAGUUCAAAGUUUAAAGUGUCUCCAAUAACCUUUGGUAUAAAAAAAGCUAAAGGUGGGGAGGCUCCUCUGGAGAAUGCUGAGCAGUCAAUUGUCCUAGAAGAGAUCCAGCCUAGCAGUCCUAAUGAUAAUGCUACAUUUGAAGAAGUGCAUUCUGAAAUGACUCCUGCUGCGAUCGUUGCAGAGGCAAUGAAAGCAAUGGCUGCAUCACUAGAGAAGGAGGCAGAUGAGCAAAAUAUCCUCAUCAACAAUAACAAUGUCAAUGAGCUCUCCAUUGUGGAAGACAAUGAAGAAGUCGAGAUGGUUGUGCGGAACUCAGGACCAGUAAGCUAUGAAGUAGAAGAGAUGGAGGAGGAGGAGGAAGAGGAAACAGCACUGACAGCUAAUGAUGAGGAAGAACAUCCAGUUGAAGUACCUGAAAAAUCAGUUCUUCAUAUUGAACAAACAGCAUAAAGGGUGGCCUUCAGUAUUUCAAAAUGUAGACAGUUUACUUGUGAGAAUGACCAGCAUGGAACAGAAAACACUGAUGACAGUAAAUAUUCUGAAUCUUUGGAGCCUUGAAUCAAAACCAUUACAGCCUUCUCUUUCAUCCAUGUUAAGACACUAGAAUUGUUAUGCAGGACUUACUAAGAUGUCAUUUUUUUUAAAAUAAAAAUGUUAUAUUCCUUUAUUAGUACAAUCAAGUAAUUCUAUCUUUAUGCUUAGCAUAUCAUUCAGUAUAUCAGCAGUAUGCUGUGUAUGAAUUUCAAAGGGGUAUCUAUACACUACCGUACUUGAAAACUAGAAAUUAGAUUAUUAGGGAUUUAGCUAUAAAGACUAUUCUGAACAGCAGUCAUAAAAGAGGGGGACCAAUUAUGAAAGAUUUUUUUACAGCUAGAAAUCCAAAGAACGUAGUUUUAGUAUUACAUUGAUGGAAGUCUUCUGGAUAGUCAUACACAGUAUGUAAACCAGUAGAUCACUCCAUGAUUAACCUGUACCCAUAUCAAAACUAGACAGGUAUCUGUAGAAGUAGUCUGUCACAGAAUUUUGCAUGCAUAUGUAACUUUUAUCAAGUCAGUUUUUGUUUUCUUUUUUCUUUUGUAGUUGAACUGAUAGUUUCAGACUUGGCGCAAACUAUGUAACACUGUACUGGCACAGAAUAAUAAGCGAAGAAAAUAAAAUAUGUUUGUACAUACAGGGUUAAAACAGCAAAAUAGACAGUGACUUGCAAAGUAAUAAUAUGAAGUAUCAUUUUCUUACUUUUCAACUAUAGGUUAACUUUUACUCUUCUUGUUGUUGUUACCAGUAUUGAUACAUUUCAACAUCUGAUUCCGUAAACAGGUUAUCAUAAUAUACAUUAUAAAUGAGUAAAACAUCAAAGUAUAUUGUUCUUUUUAUAAUUUUAAUGAGUAAUAAAAGUGACAAAGAAAAUUUCAACCAGCAUUAUACCUACAUUUUAUAUUUCUUCAAGGGUCAAUCAUUGUUUUGUUGUAAACAUGUUGAUUUGCUUGGAGAUCAGAUGUUUUGCAGCCCUACAAUUUGUUAAGUGUAGCAAAAAAAUCUCUUCCAGAGACAACUGCAGACUUUAUCUUUCCAUAGAGUCCUGCUGUUGGAUGUACACUCCUUACUAUCACAGUUCUUGUGAAAGCAUUUUUGAAUUUGGAAAUCCAGAUAUGUGUGUGUCUCUCCUUGCCUGGUGUACCAGCUAAGCACUCUAUGUCUAAGCUUACCAAGGCAAUUACUAGAUAUACUAGUGAUAAGGAAGAUACUAUUUUGUUGUGUAUAUUAAUACCAAAAACUCUUGUAAAGGCUGAUGUCUAGCAGUUACCAUAGAAUAUUAAGGCAAUGAGCUCUUAACAGACUUCUAGUUCAGUCCAGGGUUUGAUUUCUGCCUCCUUUUACCUACUGUUUGGUGUGGGGCAAAUGAGAAAGUGGACUAGACUGCUAAGGAGUCUGCUGGUAUGCAUGCUUAGCAAAUACCUAUCAAUAUAUUUGCAGUGCUUGUUGGCCAGAACCAUGCAUGUUCAUAUGUUAGUCCAAACUCUCUAGUUUUCCUCACAUUUCAAUCAGCAUGAUAUAUCUCUAUAUAUCAUACUGACUGUUAGUAGACUGUGACUGUGCAUUUCUGUCUACCUUCAUAGAUUUUAAUUAUUUAUUUACAGAAAAUUCAAGUCAUAUACAGUGAUAUAUGGAUCUAAAGGAGUCAUUUUUAAAUGCUCAUCUUUCAAUGUACAAUUGAAUGAAAGUGGAAAUUAGAAUUCUGUGAUCUUUAAUGUAAUUGGUUUUACAGGAAAGCAGGGUAAUGUCUUUCCUUCAACUUUGCUUGACCUCACAAUUAUAAUAUUUGCAUAACAGGAGAACAACAGGGUAAAUUAGAACUUUAUCAUUUCCUAAAUAACUUGCCUUUGUGACUGUGUGGCACAGAUUAAUAAAGCCUUGACUGUAACUAUAAUGUCCCAGAAUUAAUUAAUGACCCAAACUGUAGGAUUAAGUAGGGGAGGGUGAGUGGCUGCCACUGACUUACCUAUCAUCCUUGGGAGGAAAGCUCUUUGGUUCUCAGCCAUGCUGACUUUAGCAGGAUGUUAGAGUCAUAGCAACCUCUUUGCUACAUCAGCUGGAUGUUAGAAUCACAGCAUGCUCUACAGAGGCCAGGCACAUGCCCUUGUCCCUACCAAGCUACACUUACACAGUAGCCUUCAGUGGACAUGUGCAUAAACAUGCACACAAAGGGAAGGAAGGUUUAUAUGGCCCUUGCUUCAGUAGAUGUGAAUGUCAGGUACAAUUGGGGUGGGAUAGGGACACAACAAAAAAUCUGAGUAAGCUAGGAAGGAUAACCUUCGCCUGAAUCUUUCCCCUAUUGCUUGCAUAAACUAAGAUGAUACUAAAAUACUAAAAAGUAUCACCAUUUCCCACCAACUAGGUGAUAUAAGGUACUGAAGCCACAGAGAAUUGGGUACAAAUGGGUCAAUAUGUGCAAGGGGAGGCUUAUGGUUAUUGUUUAAUUCAAAUCAAAAUUACUUGAGAAAUUAAUGAUAUAAAGGUUUUUAAAGCAUGUGAAAGAUUGCUUUUGCUGUAGUGAAUUGCAGAAUAUGUGGCGUGUGGAAAGUGAAUUUUAAUGUACUUUCAUAGUAACAAGAUAGAAUCAGCAAGUGUGGAAAGGGCUAUGUACAGAUACUGUAGAGGAUGAAAUGUAGGUGUGGCUUAGGAACAGAUCAUUAAUGCAGACUUAAAACAAAUCUGUGGGCCUUAGCAAGUGUCAAACAUGGCAAACAGGUUCUCUUUCUUGUCAUUUUCUACUGCUGAAUAUCAUAAACAUUUAAUUUUAAUGUCAAUAUUGCUCAUAUGCUUGAAGUGAAUGGAAGUUUGAUGUUUCAGAAGGAGUACACUUUCUAUAUUUGCUUAUUUUUUUAUUUCAUUGAAACAAUUUUCUGCAAAUGUGCCAGCCUUAGCACAACAAAUAAAAGUCUGUGUUACAGUCAGACAAAUUUGUUAUAUAUGAAAACUACUCUGUUGAAUGCAUACUAUCAAAGAAAAAUAUAGUUUGUAUUAUAAUAUCGUUUUCACUAAACCACAAUAUUGUUUGAAUCACAGUAGUACUAAUGCAAAUAAAAUUGAUUAAAGCAAUA
Molecule: messenger RNA, 4734 nt
Organism: Protopterus annectens (West African lungfish)
Lineage: Eukaryota; Metazoa; Chordata; Ceratodontiformes; Protopteridae
Gene: CAVIN2
Product: caveolae associated protein 2
Exons: 2
Coding region: 263-1582 (439 amino acids)
Cellular component (GO): caveola; cytoplasm
Molecular function (GO): protein kinase C binding
Source: RefSeq, a predicted model, not a curated record